AUGUCUUUCCCCGCAGCUCCUCCGCCAAAAUCUCGCCUCGGUCGCUACCGUAUGCUGGCCCCCAGUGCGGGGGUCAUGGUAAGCCCGCUUUGCUUGGGAGCGAUGAACUUUGGUGAAGGAUGGAAAGAGAGACUAGGUGAAUGCGACAAGGAGACCUCGUUCAAGAUUUUGGACACGUUUUAUGAGAAUGGUGGCAACUUUAUCGACACGGCAAACAACUACCAAAACGAAGACUCUGAGGCUUGGCUUGGCGAAUGGAUGGAAAAGCGUGGGGUGAGAGAUCAGAUUGUCUUGGCCACCAAGUAUACCUCGGGUUAUCGUACGCACAAGAGAGAUGAGAUUCAGGCGAACUUUGUGGGUAACAACACCAAGAGUAUGCGCCUGUCUGUCGACGCCAGCCUGAAGAAGAUGCGCACUGAUUACAUUGACCUGCUGUAUGUCCACUGGUGGGACUUUGGAAGUUCCAUUGAGGAGGUGAUGACCUCUCUCAACCAAUUGGUCGUCGCAGGCAAGGUUUUGUAUCUCGGUGUCAGUGACACUCCAGCUUGGAUUGUCAGCCGUGCCAAUCAAUAUGCUCGCGAUCAUGGUAUGCGCCCGUUCUCUAUCUACCAAGGCCAGUGGAAUGCCGCCAAACGGGACUUCGAACGUGAAAUUCUCCCCAUGUGCGCCGCCGAAGGCAUGGGACUCUGCCCAUGGGGCGCCAUUGGAGGUGGUGCUUUCAAGACUGAGGCCCAGCGCGAAGAGAUCGCGAAGAACGGUAACCAGGGCCGGCAGAUAGAGCCACGCGAGGUCGAUGUGAAGGUUUCCAAGGUCCUGGAGACCAUUGCCAACCGCCACAACACAGCAGUCACCAGUGUCGCCCUGGCGUAUGUUAUGAGUAAGGCUCCUCACGUUCACCCAAUCGUCGGCGGACGAAAAGUCGAGCAUCUUCUAGGCAACAUCGAAGCUUUGGGAUUGGAUUUGAAGGACGAUGAUAUCAAAGAGAUCGAAGGAGCGUAUGAAUUUGAUCAUGGGUUCCCGACAACCUUUUUGUUCCGUGGGGAGAGCAAGGAGGUCCAUCCCGGCAAUGUCACGUUCAAGACCAAUGCGGCGAAGUUUGACUACGUCGAACCUGUGCGAGCUAUCAAGCCCAAGAGCCUGGAUGCGUAA
Molecule: messenger RNA, 1149 nt
Organism: Penicillium oxalicum
Lineage: Eukaryota; Fungi; Ascomycota; Eurotiomycetes; Eurotiales; Aspergillaceae
Product: aldo/keto reductase
Exons: 5
Coding region: 1-1149 (382 amino acids)
Source: RefSeq, a predicted model, not a curated record